AUGGGCGAGCAGCAAACGCUCUACUUUCUCAACGCAACCUUGGGGACGCCGCCUCAGAAGCUGUCAUUCCAUAUCGACACGGGGAGCAGCGAUCUGUGGGUCAAUACGCCGUCGUCGAGACUCUGCUCGUUCCCGCAAAAGCCCUGCUCCGACACGGCAACCUACAGCGCCAACAAGUCGUCAACAUACCAUUACGUCGGCAGCUACUUCAACAUCUCCUACGUUGACGGCUCGGGUGCCGCGGGGGAUUAUGCGACCGACACCCUGCGCUUCUCCGGCCAGAACAUAAGCUCGUUGCAGUUCGGCAUCGGCUAUCGCAGCACCGCGCAGCAGAAUGUUCUAGGGCUAGGAUACCCCGCCAACGAAGCGCAGGUGACAGACCUGGGCAUGCAGCCGUACCAGAAUCUGCUGCCAAGAAUGCGCGCCCAAGGCGUCGUCUCGUCCGACGCCUUCAGUCUGUGGCUAAACGACCUGGGCGCCGCCACUGGCAGCAUCCUUUUCGGCGGCGUCGACACGGAAAAGUACCACGGCAAUCUGAUCAGCCUGCCCAUCCAAAAGGUCGGCGACGCCUACAGCCAGUUUUACAUCACCCUGACCGGGCUCGAUGCGGGACCCAAGACCGUUGCCGCGGACAUGGCGCUCGCCGUCUUGCUCGACUCUGGAUCCUCGCUUACCUAUCUACCCAACGACCUGGUGUCGCGGAUAUACGAGCGGGUCGGCGCGGCGUAUCAGGAGGCGGACGGCGUUGCCUUUGUGCCGUGCUCGCUCCGAAACAGGAACGACAGCAUGACGUUCAAGUUCAGCUCUCCUGCAUCCAUCACCUUGUCGCUCAGCAGCAUGGUCCUGGAUCUUGACGAGUCCUUGACUGGGGCGAACACCAACACCACGGUCAACAACGAGGAAGCGUGCCUGUUUGGCAUCGCGCCCGCAGCAGGGUCCAACAGUGUUUUGGGGGACACCUUUCUACGGGGCGCGUACGUCGUCUACGACAUGAGCAACAACCAAAUCGCCCUCGCCAACGCCAAGUUCAACGUUACGGCCACCAACGUCGUCGAGAUUGGCGGCAGCAACGGCAACGGCAACGGCAGCGCCGUGCCCGUCGCCACCAAGGCAAGCAAUCCCGUGACGGCGACGAGUGGGUUUCCCAGCCUCGAGAGGACCAGCAAUGACAGCGGCGCAGCCGGAAUCUCGCCGUCCUCGCCCAUGGCACUUGCGGGCGUGGUGGCGGGCGCGGCAAUCACCGUUGCCAUCAUGUUGUACUGA
Messenger RNA from Ustilaginoidea virens, 1263 nucleotides. RefSeq lists its product as uncharacterized. The transcript has a single exon. Gene Ontology annotation, biological process: proteolysis. Gene Ontology annotation, molecular function: aspartic-type endopeptidase activity. NCBI's taxonomy places the organism in Eukaryota, Fungi, Ascomycota, Sordariomycetes, Hypocreales, Clavicipitaceae. The coding region runs from base 1 to 1263 and encodes 420 amino acids. The record is from RefSeq and is a predicted model, not a curated record.